Uloborus diversus is the source of this 1670-nucleotide messenger RNA. RefSeq names its product 5-hydroxytryptamine receptor 2B-like. NCBI's taxonomy places the organism in Eukaryota, Metazoa, Arthropoda, Arachnida, Araneae, Uloboridae. Gene Ontology annotation, cellular component: membrane. The record is from RefSeq and is a predicted model, not a curated record. Gene Ontology annotation, molecular function: G protein-coupled receptor activity. Gene Ontology annotation, biological process: adenylate cyclase-activating adrenergic receptor signaling pathway. The transcript is spliced from 3 exons. The coding region runs from base 1 to 1179 and encodes 392 amino acids.
AUGCUUAUAUUGUUCAAUAAUUUCACGAACUACACGGAAACCAACAGGAGCAUCCUGCUGUUUGAAGACAAUACUACUGUCCCAGAAAAUGGGACAACAUCCGAUGUCCCGGAAAUGCAUCUCAUUGCCAAACUGAGCUUGACCGCCGUAUUGGGGAUCAUCAUACUGGCUACCGUGGUGGGCAACGUGUUCGUCAUUGCAGCUAUUUUAUUGGAGAGAAACCUUCAGACGGUUGGCAAUUACCUGGUGCUUUCCCUGGCCGUCGCAGAUUUGAUGGUGGCGCUACUGGUUAUGCCCAUGGGUGCCCUCUACGAAGUCAACCAAGAAUGGGUCCUGGGACCCGAACUGUGCGAGAUCUGGACGUCUGGUGAUGUCCUGUGCUGCACGGCUUCGAUCCUCCACUUGGUGGCCAUAGCGAUGGACCGGUACUGGGCAGUGACCCACGUGGACUACGUCCGACAAAGGAGCAGUCAGAAGAUCGGGUUGAUGAUUUUCCUGGUGUGGGCCGUAGGAUUCUUGGUGUCCUUUGCUCCACUCUUUGGUUGGAAAGAUGAAGACUUCCUCUACAGGAUUGAGCAAGAGAAAAGGUGUCUCGUGAGUCAAGAUGCUGCUUAUCAGAUUUUUGCUACCUGUUCAACGUUCUACGUCCCUCUCAUCGUCAUCCUGAUCCUGUACUGGAGGGUGUAUCAAGUGGCGCGCAAGCGCAUUCGUCACAAGCCGGGUGCCAAGUCGUCAUCGCACUGCGUCCAGCCUAUCCAGAAGCAGAUGGUCCACGUAGUCUGCAGCGACAACAGGAACUCGACGGGUUCUGGACAAGUAACUGAGACCACCACCACGACAACGAACGGAACCACAGCUUCAGUUGUCGGGAAUAACCCAAAACCCAAGAAGAAAGUCACCAGGGAGAACAUGGAGGCGAAACGAGAGAGAAAAGCAGCCAAGACUCUCGCCAUCAUCACGGGAGUGUUCGUGAUCUGCUGGUUGCCCUUCUUCUUGACGGCCUUGCUGAUGGCCGUGUGCGAAAUCGAGCCGGAUCCGCACCUCUUCUCCUUCUUCCUGUGGCUGGGAUAUGCCAACUCGACGCUCAACCCCAUCAUCUACACCAUCUUCAGCCCAGACUUCCGAAGCGCCUUCAAGAGGGUGCUUUGCGGGAACAAGAAGAGAGGUCGACUGCGAUAGAGACUGCAUACAGGAAACAAUAAAAAAAAAAGACCCAGCGCAAUAAGGACUGCAUCGUGUACUAGAGAAGCUUCGACAGAACUGCCUGGGGAAAACGGCCUAUGUACUGGAACAAUUGGAGAAGGGGACUAUAGGAAUAGGAAAGGGAGACAAAUUGUGAUAGGGACUGCAUGGUGUACUCGAAAAACUUGGAGACUACUCUACGGAAACAGGAAGAGAAACUCAUUGAGAUUGGAACUUGAUGAACUUGUAGAUUUCUUUUACGGGAACAAAAAGAGCCCAACUGCAAGAGAAAGUGAGUUGGUGCCUUUAAUAACCUGUCAGUUCCCUGGAGAAUUGCUUAAACUCACAUUUAUUUCAUACGCACCAUCUAAGAAGAAUAUUUCUCCUUUCAAGAACUGUACCUCAUACAACUAGCUCAAGAAAUGCCUCUUCUAAAACUUUCAAAACCUACACCAGUGAUCUUAAAACUGUUUGGUGAAACUAUAGAG